AAAAUGAUUCAAAAUUAUUGUCAUAUGCAUUUAUCUUCACUCUGAUGAGGGCUCAGACGUGAUAACAGCCCAGGUUCCCUAUCCCCGCAGGAGCUGGCGUGACGGCUGCCGGCCGCCUCCCCUCCAUUAGCCACAGCUAUUGGAUUUCCCACCCAGAAUCUUUAGCAAAUGAGAUCAUGAUUCUGGAAGGAAGUGGUGUAAUGAAUCUCAACCCCAGCACCAACCUCCUCCACCAGCAGCCCGCCUGGACAGACAGCUACCCCAUGUGCAAUGUUUCCAGUGGAUUUUUUGGAGGCCAGUGGCAUGAAAUCCAUCCUCAGUAUUGGACCAAGUACCAGGUGUGGGAAUGGCUCCAGCACCUGCUGGACACCAACCAGCUGGACGCCAGCUGCAUCCCUUUCCAGGAGUUUGACAUCAACGGCGAGCACCUGUGCAACAUGAGUCUGCAGGAGUUCAUCCGGGCGGCAGGGACGGCGGGGCAGCUCCUUUACAGCAACUUGCAGCAUCUCAAGUGGAACGGCCAGUGCAGCAGUGACCUGUUCCAGUCCACACACAAUGUCAUUGUCAAGACUGAACAAACGGACCCUUCCAUCAUGAACACCUGGAAAGAAGAAAACUAUUUAUAUGACACCAACUAUGGUAGCACAGUAGAUUUGUUGGACAGCAAAACAUUCUGCCGAGCCCAGAUCUCCAUGACAACCACCAAUCACCUUCCUGUAGCAGAGUCACCUGAUGUGAAGAAGGAGCAAGACCACCCUGCCAAGUCCCACACCAAAAAGCACAACCCGCGAGGGACUCACUUAUGGGAAUUCAUCCGGGACAUCCUCCUGAACCCAGACAAGAAUCCAGGGUUAAUCAAGUGGGAAGACAGGUCGGAGGGCAUCUUUAGGUUCUUGAAGUCGGAGGCGGUGGCUCAGCUGUGGGGCAAAAAGAAGAACAACAGCAGCAUGACCUACGAGAAACUCAGCCGGGCCAUGAGAUAUUACUACAAAAGAGAGAUCCUGGAGCGGGUGGACGGACGGAGACUGGUGUAUAAAUUUGGAAAGAAUGCACGUGGAUGGAGAGAAAAUGAAAACUGACCCUUGGAACACAACCCAAGACAAACCCCACAUCCCAGCAAGCCGGGAACUCCUGGAUGUAAAUAUGUCCAAGACUUUUCUCUGCUAUUUAUGUACCACGAGGGAGAGAGGGAGAAAAAAAAAAUCGACUUCUAACGGGAAGAAGGAACACUACAGUUGAUAAACUCAUUUUGUUACUUUGAAGUACAUCCUGUUUGGGGAGCCAACGUACACAGUUUUCUGUGAAUUAUGAUGCUGUAUGUGGUUGGGAUUGGUGUUUGCCUUUAUUGUGAAGUUCAUUUCCACUUGCAAGAAGAAUGGGUCUGCGGCCUUCAUGCUUCUUGCCGAGAGAAGGGGGAAAAAAUUGGAGGGCAUUAAAUAUUUUUAUAUGCAAGUGAUUUAGGAAAAGGUGGCGUGUGUCCUUCGCACCUAAGCAACUACAUGGUCUCAUUAAGAGAGGUGGGCGUGGUCGCAAGGAUGAGCUCCAUCCGGGGUCUCCUAUUGAUGGCAUGAACUGGAGGCUGCUGGGAAGUUUCACCUGACCCUUAGGAGCCACUGCGUGGAGAAGGAGGACCUCCAAAAAUCUAGGAGGACUGUACUCACUCCAUAAUCACAUGACUUGCAAUCUGUAAAUCAGCCAGAAGAAUAAGGGUGGGGGCUUUUUUUUUUUUCUCACUCAGCAAUGAUUCUGAUGCCCAGGCUGUCUUCCUCCCUUCCCCGUGGAUGAUUGGUGGAACAAACUUCAGUCACCACCUCUGCUCACUUCUAGUUACUUAAGAAAGGGUCCAGUCUUGGUUAUUUUUAUCCCAAUUGCU
Myotis davidii is the source of this 1873-nucleotide messenger RNA. It is a transcript of the gene EHF, whose product is annotated as ets homologous factor. NCBI's taxonomy places the organism in Eukaryota, Metazoa, Chordata, Mammalia, Chiroptera, Vespertilionidae. Gene Ontology annotation, molecular function: DNA-binding transcription factor activity, RNA polymerase II-specific; sequence-specific DNA binding. Gene Ontology annotation, cellular component: nucleus. Gene Ontology annotation, biological process: regulation of transcription by RNA polymerase II; cell differentiation. The coding region runs from base 177 to 1079 and encodes 300 amino acids. The record is from RefSeq and is a predicted model, not a curated record. The transcript has 9 exons.